AUGGACACCUCAGCCCAGUCUUCUUCCUCCAAUCCCAACUUCUCGCAGGCAUCCAGUCCAGUCACACCCGAGAGGCAAUCUAUGAACGGAUCGCAACCCGCAUUAAACGGAAGUCUCAGUGACCUCAAUCAACAAAAACUACAAAGUUAGUCCGUUUUGUAACACAUGUUUACAAUAGAUGUUAUCUGGGAAUGAUUUCACAGAGUUGGGUUCUCUGUCCCUUGUCACACACCCUCGUGACUCUUAUCAUUUCUUCCCAAUGUCGUUUCUCAAACAGUUAACUCUUCAAACUGCUCGUACGUCUUUUUCUUUCCUUGAAAAUACGAUCUUUAGGAAGAAAAUCUGACUUAAACUUCAUAAAAGUGCUCUAACUUCUAGCAUGCCUAUUUCUUCAGGAGUAAAGUCGCUAGAAACCUGUCGAGUAUGUGGAGAUGGGCCAGCACGAAUGCAUUAUGGAGUUCCAACGUGUUUUGGGUGUAAGGGAUUCUUCCGACGAACGUUAAAACGAACGAAAGAAUACACUUGCAGGUACAAUGGCAACUGCAUUGUUGACCGAUGUAAGUAUGACAGCAAAUUACGUUACCAGGGGCGUAGCUGACCAGAAAAGUUCUAGGGGGGAGGUCGUCUGGGGGGAUCUCGUCUAUGCAUGUAAAAAAUUUACAAAAUCCUUGCUCCCCCCCUUACCACCUUUUUCUAUUUUUUUCUACGACCCCGGCCUGGGGGGCCAUUACAAUUAAAGUAAAUUAACAGUGGUGCUUUAGACGAACGAAACUCAUGCCGAUACUGUCGAUUCAAACGAUGUUUGGAGGUCGGGAUGGACCCCAAAGGUAGACAUAAUAAUUGCUUUGUUGAUGAUUAUUCGUUUUGUUACACAACUCCGUCGUUUAGCUGUCCGUCCAGAUCGCGAUGCGGCAGGCCGAACUCAUCCUAUCAGACACCGCCGAAGUCGGAUGUCAAUGGAUCAAGACGAUGACGAGGAAGAGGAAACAACUGCUGAAUGGAUUCGAAAGUUGCCAGUUGACAUGAGGACUCUUCUCAUGCAGGUUAUGAACAUCGACCUUAUGGUUCAAGGCGGUGAUACCCAUGCCGAUCCCUUAAGUGUAUAUCCACUCCAAAUCGGAUCACUGCGUCAAAUCCUCGAAGAUCCGACGACCUUGGAUGGCAAAAGAAUAGAAGUACGGAUAAUCUUUAUGUCUAAUAAUAUCAUCUAGAUGAGAUACGAGCCUUAUCGCCGAGUACUUCCAGAAGAGAUGGUGGUCGUCGCCCAUAGGAGGUUGAUCGAAGUCAUCGAUACAGUCGACCAUCUCGCACAAUUAAUGGAUCUUCACAAUAUCGACGACAAAGUAAUAUAAAUAUUUACUAGAAAGCAUUACCCGAAAAAUUCAAAAGAAUGAGUAUUACCAUUAAGAUAUGAUUACAGCUUGCCCUUGUAAAGUCCGCGUAUGCUCCACUGGCUUUAUUUUCAACUGUCUCGAUGACUGCUAGGACAACCAAAGAUCGCGAUACAUUCUGCUUAUGUUGUUGUGGAUACAUUGCCCGGGGAAUGUCUCUGAAACAAUACGACGCCCCAUAGUAAGUCGGAAUUAUAAAGCGUCAAAUUUGAAUGCUUAGUCAUUUCACAAAUCGUAUUGUCGACCGAGCCCUGGAUGAACUGGUAGAACCCUUCAGAGCAUUCAACUUUAAGGAACAAGAAGUCGCCUUAAUGAAGGCGAUUGUUACCCUAAAUCCUCGUAAGUUAUUUGCAACUACAGGGUGUCCAGAAAAAGCGACCCUAACUUUUUGCUUAAAACCACCCUAACGUUUUCCCUGCCCAAAUAGGUCUGAAAUCGAGUUCCUCUGUAUGACAUUCAAAAAUACAUGCUAAUCAAUCGAUAAAGUCAUAAAAAAAUACUAGGACAGCAAAACACGGCGAAUUCCGCAAAAAAUUAUAUCCAAUAUUGCAAAAUUGGCUGACUAGCCAAGGGGGUUACUCUGUGUUCACACCGAAAAUUCAAUAGUACGACGCGCGCCAUAAAGUCCGUAGAAUUUUGCAUGGUGCAUUCGUUUCUUUUCCUUUUUCUCUGGUCAACCUGUACAAGUCGGCUUUUAAAAAUGUCGUUAGCAAAGUCGUUCUUUAGAUCUUCGUACACUUUCCACCGAAGGUUCAGAACAAGUAGCAGAUCUACGUGACAGAAUUCAAGAAACCCUUUACAACGUUGUCAGAGAAUCCCAUCCUAAAGAGGUCGCUUCAUCACGUUUUGGCAAUCUCCUUCUUUUUCUCCCAACCAUUAUGCUACUCGGAAACACAAUGUAUGAGAACCUCCAAUUCCUUCAAUCAUUCAGUAAUCGGAAGGUGGAUCCCUUAUUAGCAGAACUUCUGGAUAACCUUGAUCCUGUUCAGGACAAUGGUGCAAACCCAGAAGAUUUCUUAAACAUAUCCUCGUCAGAAUAUGGAUCUCGAAUGAGUCAUUCACAGUCCAAUUCGUCAAUUUCUUCAAUGGGAAGUCACGAAGAAUUUAAUGGCGUAAUGUUAACCGAACAAUAUUACACACGGUAAGCCGGUCUCGACUAAAAAAUAGAUAAAUCUCAGACGCCAAUCAGCAGACCCCUGCUUUCCGGCUCCUUCUGGUUCCAACCAAGCCAACCCAAGUACAUCCAAUUCCAAUUCAGCCCCAGCCCUUGACCAGCCUCAAGACUCUGAUCCCGAUUACAAUGUAACUCUUACCGCCGAGACCUUUUCUGGGAUGAGACAAGCUAUAGCACAGUCCAUGGAGGUUGACACCGACCAGCCCACCAAUGGAGAGCAGUUCAAUCGGUCUAAACCUCACUUUUACCUUGAGCCAUUCUCUCAGCCAAGCAACUUUGUUCAACCACAACAACAAUUCCAAGUAGGAUCCAAGCACAUAUUCACUGUGGAGACGGCGAAACAACUGAGCAAUUACAAUAGUCAAACGACAACAGUAUUCUCGAAUGGGUCCCUCACCGAGCCCGCCCAGCCCUCACUCUCCAAAUCUCAGUCUUAUCCUUACUUUUAUCAGUUCCCCAACAAUGUCAACUUUCAGAACUAUAACGGUCAAUGA
This is a messenger RNA of Bursaphelenchus xylophilus (pine wood nematode), 3059 nucleotides long. NCBI's taxonomy places the organism in Eukaryota, Metazoa, Nematoda, Chromadorea, Rhabditida, Aphelenchoididae. The record is from the annotation of a GenBank genome assembly.